CCCUUUCAGUCUGAUUCACACAAGCCACUUCACAGGGAGUCAGUGAGGAGGCAGGAGUGGGAGGGGAGGAGAGAGGUAUCUCGCUGCGAGGGAGGAGGCUGGUGUGUACGAGGUGAGGACACGCAGCAGAGAGAGAGAAACAGAGAGAAAGGAGGGCAAGACAAAUGAAAAAUUCCUCCUUGGGAAGAAAGAUCCGUCCAUCAGGGAAUGACCUUUGCCACACACAUUCACACCUAGGACAAUGUGGCAAUUCCAGUCCAUCCUAGCACAUUUUUGGACUGUGGGGGAGGACUGGAAAACCCAGGGGAAUCCCCUCAGGCAUAAAAUGCAAACUCCACAGAUGCAGAGCCACGGCAGAAACUCGAUCCCUGGUCUCCCGAAGUGUAAGGUAACUGUGCCGUGUUACCCGAACCAAGGAAUGCACUCAAGUUUGCAUGUAUACAGCUUUGUCAAUAUACAGAAACAUAUAAUAAUCUCAUUUAUAGGUUCAUGAAGUCUACUGAACUGAUCGAUUGUCCCACUAAGGCAGGGGAAACAGCACUAAGGGCAGUUUAAGGCAAACAGGCAGGUUAUCAGUGUCACUGGUUGGUUCUGUCUCUGCUGAGUAAUGAAUAUGAGGGAUGCCCAGCAUCAGUAACGGGGCAUUCCUGUUUGCCUCAUUACAUUCCCCAUAUCUAUGUGUAUUAGGUAAAUUUAGCCUGAGUAUAUGAGUAAACUACUCAUCCAUCCAUUUUCCCUACCUGCUUGUCCUAUAUGCAGGGUCGCGGGGGUCUGGAAAAACCCAGGAUGGGACACCUACUCAUCUCGAGUCACUCACGCUAUUCACACCUCCAGGAAAUUCGGCUACUGCAGUUUAUAUUAGCAUGUUUUUGGACUGCGGGGGGAGACCCCCACACCAGCCUGGGGAGAACAUGUAAAAUGCACAGACGCAUAGAACCGGAGAACCGUGGUCACAAGGAGGAUGAGGCGAUUGUGCAAACCAAAGUGUCAUCAUGUUUAUCUAAGUUUCUCCUGUGGGUUGCUUGUUAAGUUGCUCAAUCUUGUAUGUUUCACUCACAAAGAAGAGCAGGACAAGACCCAGCAAGCGCUCAAAUGUAAAAUCCACGUCAUGUUUUUUCUUCCUCAGAAAAAAAAAACAAGGUACUCGAUUUUGCAAGCAUGCAAACUUGUGAAAAUAUGGAAACCUAAACUAUUAGAGUCCCCACAAAGUGCUGGUGACACCAUGACAGAUUGGUUUGUGGGAGGUCAGUUUAAGGCAAACAGGCAGGUUUUCAGUUGGUGUUGGUGGUUGGUGUUGGUGGUUGGUGUUGGUGUUGCUUCUGCUCAGAAAUGCAUAUGGGAGCAGCGAUUUAUAUCAGAACUUUCUUGGCCCAGUUCAACUUCAUCACACAUUAUAUUACCUGUAUCUAUUGUAUAUUUGCAUGCGUAUUUGGUAAAUUUAGUCCGAAAAAUACUGAAGGUUAUAUGUUAAGUCCCUGAUUUAGGUGUGGGAGCUCAUUAGAACUACUUUGUUUAUUUAUAUUCACCCACUUUCCAAGCACUUAAGUCCCUGGACAGAAAAAUGGAGUGAGAGUACGGAUAUAGUACAGAGUAAUGGAAGUGUAGGUUGGUGCUCCUCUCUGCGUGACGUUCUGAGCUUGGGUCACACUCACGCUGAGGAAGGAAGCCAGUGCAAUGUGUCAAAUGGAGAGUGAGAGAAAGACAGAGAGAGAGAGCGAGAGCGUCCUGACUGAAAGCUACCAUGACGCAUCCGUUUGAGAGGAUGCAGAUAGUACAGUGAUCACAAUCCAUGAUUUAAACCAGGACAGUUUAGGACACAUUUGUUUCAUAUGCAAAUAUACUGCUUUCUAGUAGCUGUUUUGUAAUAAUAUUUAAGUCAGUUGUCUGUAGCCUGGAAAUUUCUUACUAUACAUACAUUUUGUCCAACAAAUGUUUAUAUUUCUUCCUUCAUGGUUACAGACAAAAGGUGACAAAAUAAGUACGGGACACAGGCUGCUCAAACAAAUUUAAUUUCUUCAUUUUUUUCAUGUGUAACUUUUCAAUUAAAAUACACUACCAGUCAAAAGGUUCUGCACAGUAGAGAAAAUUCGAGACAUUCUUUUCUGCUCUGUUUCAUGUGAUGAAACAGGUAACUAGUGCAUUUAAAGUUAAUGGACAGCCUAGAAUUUGACUAUGUCAUCACCACAUAACCAGUUAAUAGGAUGUGAGACAUCCUUGUUUUAAUUCACAUACUUUUUUCAUGUUAUAAAGGAAACUUACAUUUUCAUUUACUUACAUUUUCAUUUAUAGCUGUUCACUCAACCUUCUAAUGUUUAACAAGUAUACAAAAUCUGCAGUUCAUGAAAUAAAUGGAAAAGUGAUAAAAACCUGAUGCGAAUACUUUAACCAAGGUCUGUUUUAUAUUUUUUCCUAUGAAAUGUACAUAUACAUAUGUUUUUCAAAGCAACACAAAUAUCAAAUCUGAUCCGCCUAUGUUCAGUAAUUCAUGCAUCCAUAACGGAAAUGCAGUGUAUUUUAACAAGAAUGUGCCGUGUCUAUAUUUUAUAUUUUUCAUGCAGAUAAUUAUGCAUUGUGUAUUGAUGUAAAAGACAAUGAACAGAUAAUAUAGAUCGAAAAGAAAAACAGGGAUAAGGAAAACAAAAGGAUGAUGAGAGAGGGUAAAGUCAUAUGUGGAGUAAGAGUGUUUGUUUGGGCUUUCAACACGGGAAACCCUGUGCGAAAAACCUCUAAAAAUAGAAACUGCAAAACGAAAAGAAAAACAGGAGGAAACAAAAAGGGGAAGACAAAAGGGAAAGCAGGGAAGGAGAAGUAAGAGACACGUGGAAGAUUGGUGGUUUUUCCACUAUGGAGGCCAACCGAAAGCAAAAGAGGGAGGGGCCAGCGCCCGAAGACGGCAGAGCCAGGGAAACAAUGCACGCAUGCUUUGUUAGUAUGCAAGUGCGUGUGUGUGUGUUAUGGCCGGAUGUGUGUGUGCGCGUGUGUCGGUGUCAGUGCCAGAGGAGGAGUCACUUCGAAAUACAGAAUUUCACGGAUUCUUCCUCUACUCAACAGCCCCUCCCUCCUCAAGCAGACAACUUAAGCCAUUUCUAUUACCACUACGAGCAUGACAUCACUGGAGUUUCCGUCGGGCUACACAGAUAUAAAACUGCAUCUGAGAAUGAGUGCAGACACAAACUCCUUUAUUUAUCUGGUACUGACAAACCACUAACAAGUGACAGUACAGCUCCGUGAAACAUCUCUACUGCAUUUAUUUGCUUUUCCUUCGGACUCUGGGUCGGCUACCAUGACGGUUUACGGCAAGACUACGGAAGACAUCGAGAGCGGGCAGGUGAUGGCUGCGGGGCACAAGUCAUCUGGAAGCUGGUUUUGGAAGCUGUGCAGUGUGCUGUCGCUCAUGGCUGUUUGCGCCGUCCUCGCUCUGCUUUUCACCUGGCACAUUCAGAAGCAAGAACAAACACUGACAGAAAGACCAGCAAACGCUCUCACUGGACAGCGUGAAGUACAUGAGCAGCAGAGAACCCUCAAGCAGAUAGCUGACAAAGUUAAGGCAGGAAUACACGUUGAAGGCUCGGUGAAGCAAGAUCACUUCAAAUCGUCAGUGGAAUGGAGCGUCAUAGAUGGCCAUUCCUUCGUUCAGGGGGGGCUUACUCUACAAAAGAACAAGAUCAUCAUCCCAUACACGGGGCUGUUCUUCGUGUACAGCCAGGCCUCAUUCCGUGUGUCCUGCAGCACCACCGAAGGCAGCCAGCAGCCGUGGAUCAUGGCGCUCAGUCACACGGUGAUGCGUUACUCAGCGUCUUACGGCGGCGAGAAGCCGCUGCUCAGUACUGUCAAGUCACCCUGCGUUGGCGCCUCUAAUGAUUUCGACACAAGCGGGAAAGUCUUCAGCAGCAUCUAUCUGGGCGCUGUCUUCAAACUGCGGCGCGGUGAUGAGCUGUGGACGGACACCAAUCGGCUGCAGGACAUCGACACCGACGAGGGGAAGACCUUCUUCGGUGUCUUCGCCCUGUGACAACGGAAAGCGAGAAUUUUGUGGGCAAGGACAUGUGCAGAUAAGGAGAGGAUGACUAAUUUGUUAAGGAAGGUCUAGCUGUAAUGAACUAAACACAAAAAUAAUUAACGAGAUCCUGAGAACAAAAUGAGAAACAAAUACAGAAAUCACAGUGAAGAAAUAUGGGCAUGGGGAACAGUUCUACUGAGUAGCUUAUCAAUACAUGCCUGACCAUCUGAUUGUGCUUGAAGUAAUAGUCAAUAUUUGACUGCGGUAUAUCACACUUGUUUUAUGAUAAAACAUAAGAAACCUAAAGUCCUAUAAGAACUAUAUGUGUCUGAACAGUAUUUGUAAACUGAAUCAGUUUUGCAGCCUCAUCCACUGUGUGCUGUUCAUUCACAGCAUCGAAGUAACGCCAAGCUCUAUGUUCUGCUGUUAAACAUGAUCCGGUACAUGCUACCAGUGAACCGCUUUACUGUAAUUUACUCUCAUUUAUUGCAGUUUACAUGGUACACAGGGGGCAAUGAAACAACUUAUUGUUGUGAAAAGUAAGCUCUUUUUUAAGAUAGUUUAAUAGUUUUAAAAUAUUUAUUUUUAUUUAUUUCCUGUCCAACUUUAUUUAUAUUUGUAUCACUAGGGUUUAUUUAAUUACAGAUGAAUGUAUUUGUACUGUGUUGAUUGUAUUUAAUGCUAUUUAUUCACUAAUAUUUUGAAAUGGUAUUGUUCUUUUACUACUGAUAGAUGACUAUUAAAAUGUUGCUGAAUUUCAA
This is a messenger RNA of Paramormyrops kingsleyae, 4761 nucleotides long. It is a transcript of the gene tnfb, whose product is annotated as tumor necrosis factor b (TNF superfamily, member 2). Gene Ontology annotation, cellular component: membrane. The record is from RefSeq and is a predicted model, not a curated record. Lineage: Eukaryota; Metazoa; Chordata; Actinopteri; Osteoglossiformes; Mormyridae. Gene Ontology annotation, biological process: immune response. Gene Ontology annotation, molecular function: tumor necrosis factor receptor binding.